Diaporthe citri is the source of this 1443-nucleotide messenger RNA. RefSeq lists its product as uncharacterized. Lineage: Eukaryota; Fungi; Ascomycota; Sordariomycetes; Diaporthales; Diaporthaceae. Bases 1 to 1443 code for a protein of 480 amino acids. The record is from RefSeq and is a predicted model, not a curated record. The transcript has 3 exons.
AUGCGUUUCACUCCCUACGUCCUGGCCGGCCUGUCGGCUACGGCGGCGGGCGUCCAAGCAGUCGGUGAUCCUCCAGACUACGGCAAGAAGCCUGGCUAUGGCCCUCCACCGCCGCCUUCGUACCCCGACUAUGGGAAGAAGCCUGACUACCCCGACUAUGGCAAGAAGCCGGACUAUCCCAAGAAGCCUGACUGCCAUGACGACUACAAGGAUGACUGCCAUGAUGACUACGAUCAUUAUCCCAAGAAGCCAGACUACCCGAAAAAGCCUGACUAUCCUGACUAUCACGAGAAGCCUCACUAUCACAAGAAGCCGGACUAUCACAAGGGCCACGGACACGCGAAGAUUGUCAACUUCUGCCCGUACGACGUCUACUUGUGGUCUGUUGCUUGGGACACAGACGGACCUUACAAGAUUGGUUGCCGCCAGGAGUACGUCGAGAAGUACUUGGAAGGCGGCGUUGCACUAGAGAUUGUCAAGGACAAGGACUACUGGUACAAAGACCACGACAAGCUCAUCCUCUACUACAAGAAGGAUUACGAGAAGGUCCACUAUGACCUGUACGACAAGUACGGCCAUCCUUUUGACGGCCACAAAGUGGUUCUCAAGCCUGAAGAGGACUACUGCCCUGCCGAGUACUGGAAACAUGGUUACGAAGUUGAGGACGGCGGCAAGAAGACCUGUGAUGACUUCGCGGACCUGGUAUUGUAUCUCUGCGCGGAGUACAAGGACAAGGAGUACCACAAGCCGGAGCCGCCCAAAUAUCCGCCCAAAUAUCCACCCUACCCACCAAAGUACCCGGAACCCCCAAAGUAUCCAGAACCUCCGAAGUACCCGGACUACCCAAAGUACCCUGAUCCACCAAUUUACCCACCUUAUCCGCCCAUUCCUCCCCCUGUUCCACCGCCGCCGCCGCCGCCGCCACCGCCACCGCCUCCGCCUCCACCGCCACCGCCACCGCCUCCGCCUCCACCGCCUCCGCCUCCGCCUCCGCCUCCACCUCCACCGCCUCCGCCUCCACCUCCUCCCCCUCCAGGAGAUCCAGGAACGCCGCCUAUUCCGCCGCCUAUUCCGCCGCCUAUCCCACCGCCUAUCCCACCACCUAUCCCGCCGCCUAUCCCGCCGCCGAUCCCGCCGCCUGUUCCUGGUUUGCCGCCGAUCCCGCCGCCCGUCCCUGGUUUGCCGCCCGUCCCUGGUUUGCCACCUGUUCCUGGCUUGCCACCUGUCCCCGGCGUACCCCCUGUUCCUGGUGUACCUCCAGUGCCCGGCGUACCUCCUGUUCCCGGUGUACCUCCCGUUCCCGGCGUACCCCCGCCCGGAGGUCCCGGGGGUGGUCCCAAGUUGGCCAAGCGCAGGUACAACAAGGAGGAGGGGUUUGUUGUUGACAUCACCACCGAUGCUGACAUCAUGGCCGAAACCGACAUCAUUCCCGAUGCUGAGUAG